AUGAGUACAGUAAGUGAGGUAUUUUUAAUAUUUCUGCAUAUUCAAAUCAUAUUUUGGUGUUGGAUACCAUCUACAAUAUCGAUAAAAAUUAGUCCUUGCGCAAGAUGGAAUACAACAGGUGAAAUAGUGGCUGGUCUCGGUGGAAGAGGUAACAACCCUGAUCAACUUCGUGAACCUGAAGGAAUUUUUAUUCAUAGACAAACAAACACAUUAUAUGUAUCUGACACUGGUAACGACCGUAUUCAAGUUUUUACACUUAAUCAGCUAUCGAGUAUGGGUACUACUGUGAUAGUCAAUGUCACAUAUCCUACAAAGAUCUAUGUUGAUGAUGAUAACGAUGGGCAAACCAUUUAUGUCUCUGUUCGAAACGAAGACCGUGUCAAAAAAUGGGUUAAAGGAGCACCAGACGGCGUGCAAGUCGGAGGAGAAUGUUUGAUGUGUGAAAGCGUAUGGGUUGACAAAGAGAAAAAUGUUUAUAUGACAUCAGUGACGAAACAUUGUGUGUAUAAGUGGUCGCCACAAACAAAUAUUACGACGGUCGCCGCCGGUAGAGAAUUUGGUCAAGGAUCUGGAAGUGAUUCUCUCAAUUCUCCGGAAGGCAUUUAUGUUGACAAUACUAGUGGUACUGUGUAUGUGGCUGACUAUGCAAACCACCGCAUCCAGAAAUGGUUAAAAAAUGCUCUGAAUGGUACAACUGUGGCUGGAUUUAGCACAGGCGAUCAAGGUAGUGAUGCUGAAUCGUUGUCGUAUCCGACUACUAUAUGGGUCGAUGACGAAACUCAAGUUGUGUAUGUAGCAGAUUCAGACAAUAAUCGAAUUCAACGUUGGUUACCAAAUGCGUUCAUGGGUGAUACUGUUGCUGGUGGAACAGGUUGGGGUGAUAAACUUAAUCAACUUGACCAACCUGUCGAUUUGGCAUUUGACAAUGAUGGCAACCUCUAUGUGUGCGAUCGCAGCAAUGAUCGUGUUCUCAAGUUUAGAAUUAUUCACAAUGAGCCAUGUCUUCCGUUACCAACAACUAGUACAGGUUCUUUAUCUUUGAUAUUUUAA
Messenger RNA from Rotaria sordida, 1050 nucleotides. Lineage: Eukaryota; Metazoa; Rotifera; Eurotatoria; Philodinida; Philodinidae. The record is from the annotation of a GenBank genome assembly.